AUGGAGCCCGCAGCUACUUCGACUCGCGACCGGACCGCGUACCUGUCAGACCUCUCCAGCCCUUUGCGACAGUCUUCUGCGUUUUCCAGCGAGGAUGAACCCAUGCGCUCGAGUGUCCAGCUGCAGCAUUUGCACCACCACCGAGAAGAAGAAGAAGAGCUGGAGCAGCUGGACGAAUCAAAGGUCCGGGCCGCUCACUCGACUUCAGUAUUGACAAUUACUGCAAACCCGAAUGCUAAGGUGACAAGUGUGACUGAGGAUCGGUCUUCUCAUCACCAAUUGUCCUCUGCAGACACAUUGUUGGGCGAAUUCCGCCUCAUAGUUGAAGACAGUGGUGACCAGCGCGUUUUGGAUGCAUUGCCGCCUCGUCGAGGGUCAAUUCCUAUAAUGGAGAACGAGAUUGAAGACUCGGGGCGAAUCAGUUGGUAUCAGAUGCCUCGACUAGUGCGUGCUACGUCCGGACGUUUCUUCAGGACUCCAGCUCCAGCUCGAUCUAGUACUCGAGAUCGAAGAAGGUCAUUACCGCUGACCAGGGCGUUCUUGAGCAACUCGGAUACAGCAGAAGAUCGAAAUGGUGGUGGUGAAGCUUCUCUUUCUGUUGCGGCUUCUGGUCGCUCUUCAUCUACCGGCGUGGAAGAGGCCGUAGAGGGAGAGACGUUGGGUAUGCACGGGAGACGGAAGAGCGAUAGUCAAGGACAUUUGGUACCCACGUUGUUACGAUCCAUGGCUGGCUACUUGGGACUUUCGAUGGAGGAGACAUUUUUGUGUCAGAUCUGUUACGAAUAUGCGCCGAUGAACACGUCGUUUGCUCUCUCAGUGUGCGGACACACUUUUUGUGAGACGUGCUUGACAAAGUAUUUGGAGUUCAAUGUUAAUGAAGGACAGGUGUAUCCGAAAUGUUUCUAUGAGGAUUCGGAGGAUAAGACCACGUGCAAGGCUGACAUCUUGGCAGACGAUAUUCAAGCAUUAGUUUCUGGCGUAGUGUGGCAGAAGCACGGCAAGUUCAAGUUUAAUAAGGAUCACGAACUUGCGCGACAGUGCCCGUACUGCGACCACUCGCAACUAUUUGCUGGAAGAGAUCAGCCAGAGUGCAUCUGUGAGGCCUGCAAUCGCGGGUUCUGCUUCGUGCAUAGCAGUGCCCACCAAGGCCGUACUUGUGCUGAGUACGACAAGAAGAUGAUUGCCGUUGAAAAGCUGAACAAUGCACUGAUCAGCAAGAUCUCCAAACAGUGUCCAGGCUGUCAGAACAAUGUCGAGAAGACGGGUGGCUGCAACCAGAUGAAAUGUGUGAUAUGCAACGCUAGCUUCUGCUGGAUCUGUCUGAAGAUCAUUGACGAUAGCGUUUUUCCCGAGCACUUCCAGUGGUGGAAUGUCCGUGGCUGCGCAGGCAACCAAAUGGUGGACACUGAGGGGCGAGGAGCUACUCAUAAGGGCAUUGGUGUGGUAAUGCGCAUGCUCUUCUUUGUACUCUUUGGACCUCCCGCAUUUGUGCUGGCCGUGGUAUUUUGUAUUAUCUGUUGUUGCUUCUUCCCGUGCACUGUCAGCGCUCGCCUCACCUUUCGGCAAGCAUUCACAACGUGCUUUUGUGUAUCCGGUUACGUUCUACUUGCUCCAAUCGUACUGGCGUUAGGGCUGGUAGCGCUGGGCGUCUUUAUCGGUGGUGUUGCAUCUGGUGCUGCAGUGUUGGUUUGCGUGUCUCCCGUCGUCGGUCUGGUGCUGCUUUUUCGACGCGAUGCGUUGCGUCCGACGUCUGAUCGACGGUUAAGCCACCGUCGCUCCAGCCAUGCUGAAAGUGGUCGAGCAAGCGUUAAUGACAACACACACUGUCAUUCGCCAACCGAUCAAACGACUUUUCGUUUGUCAAUGUCCGACAGUGCUUAG
Messenger RNA from Peronospora matthiolae, 1881 nucleotides. NCBI's taxonomy places the organism in Eukaryota, Oomycota, Peronosporomycetes, Peronosporales, Peronosporaceae. The record is from the annotation of a GenBank genome assembly.